GCCGCCGCCAUAGCAUGCCAUAACGAAAACAUUUUGUAAUUCUAGUGUGUUAUCAAAAUAACAGACUAAUUCGGUAAAAUUUAACUCCUAGGAAAUAUGGCAAUUGUAGAAGAUGAAGUUCGUAAUGGAUCAGAAGGUGAGGAUGAAAUUGAAGUGGUUGUCGAAGAAGAAGACGGUGACCAAGAUUCUGACGACUCAGACGAUGACGAUGAUGAUGACGUUGAAGAUGCAAUGGAAAAAGUAAAUGAAUUGGAAAGGAGAAUAGAAGAAGACCAUUAUAAUUAUGAUGAUCAUAUAAGUUUAAUUCAGGCAUUAUGGCGCCUAUCAGACUUAGAUCGAUGGAGAGCUGCAUUUGAUAGACUUCAAAAUACUUUAGUGCUUCGACCAGAACAUUGGCUUCUGAGAAUUCAAACUGAAGAAUCAUUAGCCCAUACAAGUGAAGCUCAGGCAGAAAUAGUUAAUCUUUUUAAACUUGCUACCCUUGAUUGUUAUUCUAUAUCUAUUUUAAGUGAAUGGUACUCAUGGUCAUUAAGUAUUAAUGACGUAACAGAAGUGCGUGGGCAACUUGAAGAAGUGUUACGACGUGCAGGUGCUGAUCCACUUUCAGGAAAAGCCUUUUGGGAUGCCCGGUAUGAGAUGGAAAAAGCACAACUCGAAGCCAUGAGUGAAGAUGAUUCAGAGUAUGAAACACAAAAGAAGCGUGUACUAUGGUGCUUGGAAGAGACUUUGUCGCGACCACUUAUCAGAGGAGAGGAAGUGUGGCAGCCAAUGGAAGAACUAGCAUUACAAUUAUACGACCAGGAGUAUGUGGAUAAGAUAAAAAAGAUCCACGAAGUGGCUGUUGAGUAUUUGCAGAAAAUAACUGGAUUUGAAGAUAAAUUAUUGGUUAUUGAGGAUGUUGAAGAAAAAUACAAAAUGUACCAGGAGUACAUAGAUACAGUGAAGGACUUGGCCCAAAACGAAAAGUAUUCGGAAUGCGACAGUAACGGUAUACUAAAGGUUUUAUACGAUCGCGCCACUACAGAAUGCCUUACGUCGUCUCAAUCGCACGAUCUGUUACUCGCGUACGCACGUCACGUACAACGUACGUCGUCACGUGAAACGAUACAUCGCGUGCUAGACUCGUGCACGCGGAGAUGUCCUCGGAGAUCAACCUUCUGGGUGCUGAAGAUGCAGCAGGCUGAACAUGAGAAUAAGGAGUUUGAUGAGGUAAAAACUAUAUUCGAAACGGCUCUAUCAAAAGGAAUGGAUUCGUACAAGCAAGCUGAGUCCCUAUGGUUAAGUUACUGCGAAUACACACGGCGGAAGACGACCUUCGAUAAUGAACCGGAAGUAGAAAGACUAAGGUCUACGUUUCGACUCGCCUGGGAUUCAUUGGCUGAGGCUUGGGGCGAAGAAGCCAAUGAUUGUGAAGUGCCACUGUUCUGGGCUAGACUAGAAUACAAGAGAAUGAAAGACCCAAAGCAAGGGAAGGAGAUAUUUGAAGAAAUAUUUAAGUACGGUGAGAACAAAACCCUAUCUAAAUAUUGGGAAGCGUUAAUUCACUUGGAAAAGUGCCGAGAGCCACCGGCCAACGAGAGAAGGUUGCGCGAAUUACAUCGGCGAGCUUUACGUAGUGUCACAGAUUAUCCACCGACACUUGUUCGUCUGUGGACAGACUUUGAAAGGGAUACUGGCGAACUACAGACUAUGUUAGAAUGUUCAGAGCUGUGUCAGGCUAAAGUGAAAGAAUGGCGAGACAACUAUCAAGCGAUGAAAGAAAAGAUGACAGGUCAAAAACAAAAAGGAAAACAGUCACAAAACAAAAAGGGAAAGAUAGACAAAAGAAAGCAGGCCAACGCUCAAGGGAAGAGAAAGUCAGGAGAAACACCUGAGGGUAGUGACGUGAAGAGGAAAAGAGAAGGAGAUAUGGAAGUGGAAGAGAGCGAAGGAGAUAAAGUUAGGGGGAGCGGGACGAAACGACGUCAUGAUGAUGAUGAUGAAGGUGAUAAUAAACGUCAACGUAAAGAAAGUACGAGCGAGACGAAGCGGUUUGGUUCGAGAGAGGCUUGUACUCUAUUUGUUAGCAAUCUUGACUUCAAGGUAGACGAAAAAAGCCUACGUGAAAAGUUAUCUGAGUUUGGUAAAAUUGUGUCGAUGAGGGUAAAAGCUGGAGUCAAAGCUUUCGGUGGAUCUAUAUGUUACUGCCAGUAUGAGACGCCGGAAUCAGUAGACGAAGCAGUAAAACAUGACCGUGUACCGUUAAACGGUAGACCUAUGUUUCUUUCGCGGUAUACGGCGACGAAAAGCACACCUACAUUCAAAUAUCCCACCGCCGUUGAGAGGAAUAAGUUGUUCGUAAAGAAUUUACCAUUUUCCCAUUGCACUAAAGAAGCUCUUACUGAGAUAUUUGAUAAACACGGUGCUUUAAAGGACGUACGAGUCGUCACUUUCAAAGAUGGAAAACCCAAAGGCCUUGCAUACAUAGAAUACGAAGAUGAGGCAUCAGCAAACACUGCGUUGGAAAAGACAACUGGUCUACUAGUCGCGGAUCGGAAGAUAGAUGUCGCUAUAAGCGCACCUCCGCCAAAGAAAGACGCAGGACAAGCGAGUCUUGGCUUGCCCAAACGAGAUACGGGAGGAGGAAUGAGACGGACACAGCUCAGUAGUUUCAUACCAAGCGUGCUUCAAAAGGCAUCGACAAGUAAUGGCAAUGGCUCAGCCAAUGGCGAUAAACGACCGCUCUCUAACCACGACUUCAGAAAUCUUCUGCUCAAAAAGUGAUGCGAACCAUACAUAGUUUUGUCCGAUUUGUAUAGUAAAAGCGUUAUUCACAAUGAAAAAAGUUGAUUAUUCUCGCUCUCUGGGCCGAAUACUCAUAAAUAAAAAUCAUUAAAAUGAAGAGGCUGUUCUCUCUGUGUUGGCGAAAGUAAGGUUUGGUUUCCAUUCCCGGCCGAAGGUUAUGUGAGCGUUCAUAGGCUUGGCUGAAAAUGAUCAAUGAAAAAUAAACAAUAUGUGUGCCCCAUCUUGUUACGGGUGAGAAGCUGGAGUGAAGGUUAAUCCGACAUUUUUAUACUACACACAAGAACAAAGAAAUUGAAUAUUUUUUUAACAGCUAUUAACAUUUCUUAAACAAAACAUACAUAAUUUAAGUCUAAACGGGUUAACAAUUUCAUGUAGUUUUGUCUUUUGUUAACGUAGCUUUUACACAUAGAGAAAACACUUUUUAAACGGAUUGAAGCUAUGUAUUAUUAUAAACUUAUAAUAAUAAUAAAUAUCUCCCGACGUGUCGCGCGCUUCAGAGCGUGCGUGAGACACCGUGACCACGCGUUAUUCAACACCACGUGUUGAAUGUCAAAAGUAUCACAGCUGUAGAUAAAGUUGUGUUAUCUGUAUUUAUUUCCCCAGAGUUGGUAUCGACUAACAGAUGACGGGAUUUUUGCAACAAUGACUCACGGUAUAAGUUUUUAAUAAUAAUGCAUAGCUUCAAUUCGUUUAAAAUGUGUUUUCUUAACAAUUUCAUGUGUUAGUUAAAUAUUUAAGUCAAGUUAACCAAUAUAUUAUUGGGGUCUUCUCAUGAAUUACAACGAUAGAGUGGCUUUCUUUUUGGUAUACAAUAAUUAUUUGUAAGUGUUGGUACUACGCAAUCAAUAACGAUUGUCUUUGAAUUUAAAAUUAAGAUUGCUUUUCCAUUUCACAUUUGUAGGAUAUAAUGAGAUUUAUGGUCACACAGUACGCUCUUUUUUUCAUAUACGUACAUACAUUACAUACGUAAUUUCAAUAGUGUUUUCGUGAUCACAAGUUUCACAAUCGGGAUCAUUUUUAAGAGCCAUUUUCUUAUUGAGCUAAUAAUUGAUUUUACGUGGUAAGCUACAUUUGCUUUUUAAAAGAUAAUGUAGAAUAACUAACCGUUACUUUAGAAAUAUUUAUAUAUUAGAAAUUUUUGUAUUUUAGAGUCAGCUGGCUGCACUAUAAUUACGUUUUUAAUCGCAAAAUACCAAUGACAGCUGUCAUUUCUUGUAUGUUAAAAUUAUAGAACGAUUUGUUAGUAAAUUUAACGGCUCGUUCUGAAAUACCGGGCCCUUUGCCAAAAACUGAUUUGUAACUUUCAGUAGCUAUCCCAACUGUACUAUUUUAGUAUUUGACGCAAAUUAUAAAGGUACGUGGCUGAAAUUUCACAGAUUAUAUUUAUAGUAGAUCCCUACAUCGCAUAAAAUCCCGUACAAGAUAGUCUCCUGAAAAGGCAAAUUUAAAUUUAUAUCCAAGUCCACCCUAUAGUGCGAUCAACUUACUAUACAAUUAAUAUUUAGCUAGAUCUCCUUCAAUAUUCAGAGGAAGUUAACUAAUUAGUUUCCGAUUACCGUCAAUAUUUUUACCUUACUAUAGUUGUAUACAGGAUGUACAAUUAAUAAACGUUAAGCAAAAGUCGGGUGAUGGGGAAUGACAAAGGCUUACCUGAGUCCAGAAAAUUAAUUUAAAAAAAUCUAUUUUCUUUGGCUACUUACAAAAAAAUAUUGUAAGUGUAUUUUUUUUUAACACGGUCGAAUAGUUUCUAAAAAUAAUUUAAUUAAUUUUCUUUGUUUCACCUAU
Pieris brassicae (large cabbage white) is the source of this 4569-nucleotide messenger RNA. RefSeq names its product squamous cell carcinoma antigen recognized by T-cells 3 (gene Rnp4F). Gene Ontology annotation, molecular function: RNA binding; protein binding. The transcript is spliced from 17 exons. Lineage: Eukaryota; Metazoa; Arthropoda; Insecta; Lepidoptera; Pieridae. Gene Ontology annotation, biological process: mRNA splicing, via spliceosome. The coding region runs from base 97 to 2763 and encodes 888 amino acids. Gene Ontology annotation, cellular component: cytoplasm; ASAP complex; nucleoplasm. The record is from RefSeq and is a predicted model, not a curated record.